This is a messenger RNA of Lindgomyces ingoldianus, 1007 nucleotides long. RefSeq lists its product as uncharacterized. The transcript has a single exon. Gene Ontology annotation, molecular function: carbon-sulfur lyase activity. Bases 141 to 731 code for a protein of 196 amino acids. The record is from RefSeq and is a predicted model, not a curated record. NCBI's taxonomy places the organism in Eukaryota, Fungi, Ascomycota, Dothideomycetes, Pleosporales, Lindgomycetaceae.
UGCGAGGGACAUUAGCGGAGUUCCGCUUUAUCGGCCUAUAUUUCUUUCGGAGGGUUAUAUCUCCUCCCUCUCUGCUCCCCGCUCUCCACUCUCAACCUAGCUCCAACCCCAACUUCACAGGAGAACGCACAGACACAUCAAUGGCGACCUCGACCCCAAUUGGAGGCUUCAAACCCUUAACCGGGCACUGCACCUGCAAAACACUAACGUACGAGCUCGUGGCCGCUCCCCUCAUCGUCCACUGCUGCCACUGCACGUGGUGUCAGCGCGAAACCGGGAGUGCCUUCGUCCUAAACGCCGCCAUUGAAUCCACCAACUUCAUCCUCACCUCCCCUUUCCCCGAUUCCCACAUCCUCAUCACCACGCCCUCGUCUUCUGGCCAAGGCCAAACCAUCGCCCGUUGCUCCAAAUGCUUUGUCGCCGUUUACUCCUACUAUGCUGGCGCAGGCUCGGCGGUUACGUUCGUAAGGGUUGGGACGUUAAGUGAGAAGGAUGGGAGUAAAGAUAGGGUGAGGCCCGAUGUGCAUAUUUUUACGAGCAGUAAAAUGGGGUGGGUGGAUUUGAGUGGGGAGGUUGAAAGGGGGGCGAAGGUUUAUGAGGAGUAUUAUGUCAGGGAGGAGGUUUGGAGCCCAGAGAGUUUGGAGAGGAGGAGGGUGUUAGCAGAGAAGAUUGAGAAGGAGAAGGGGAAGGAGAAAAGGGAGGGAGAUGGUAGUGGAUUGGUGGAGAGCUGAGGGAAUUAAUGCUGUAUUUGUCAAGAAGGCGAGUUUUGAAGCUGUCUGUCGUGAGUAAGGGUCGAGCGCGAGGGCCAAUAGUGACGAAGGGGUGGGCAGCAGGCCGAAGUUAAGGGAAUGUAGUGUUGAAUAGGCAUGGAUUGGUUCUUAUUAAUCGAUAGACUACUUCUAUGCUAUAUUAGAACACUGUGGUAUCACCCAGAAGUUCUAACCAAAUCCAAUGCCGAACCAGACGUAAGUAGCUACUCUACACACUUCCCAAUGCUUUCAAUCAAC